This is a messenger RNA of Podarcis lilfordi (Lilford's wall lizard), 4123 nucleotides long. The record is from the annotation of a GenBank genome assembly. Lineage: Eukaryota; Metazoa; Chordata; Lepidosauria; Squamata; Lacertidae.
AUGGAUUGGGAAGGGGGGCGCUUGCUGCUGCCCUUCUUGCAGGUCGUCUUCCACCUCUACCCUCCGCUGGGGUUGGUGAGCUCGAGCGGCCCCUUGGAUCUGAGCUCCUGGCACUGCAGCUUCUCGGGCACUUGCGAGUGCGACUUCCGGCCCGACCUGGCAGGUGAGAGGGGAGAGGAGGGGGGGGGGAAGGUGCUGGAGAGAGGCAAGAGUGCGCAGGCGCGUGCGCCUCAACGGUUCGAAACUCUCAGCUGGGAGCGUCGCCGGGGUGGCAGAAGUUCUAGUCCCCGCUGCGCCACUCCUUUAAAAAAAAAUUAAUUAACAAUUUUAACAUAUCGAAAUAUCAAAACAUAUCAUAUUCAUUAUUUCCCCCCACCUCCCCAUCAGGCCCUCCCUCCCUCCCUCCCCCCCAGACUUCCCUCAGCUCCUCUCUCUGAUUUUUCAACAGAUAUUAUUCUCUGCAUACUGUAAAAUAUAAAUCCUUAUAUUAUCUAUUCACUGUGUUUACGUCCACUUCGCCACUCCUAAUCCUGUAUCAUAUACGACUUCCUCCAAGGGUUGUUGUGAGGUCAGAUCUUGGCCCCAGGGUCAGGAAUGGUUGGGGGUUGGAGCCCCCAACAAUAUGUAUCCCCAUAUUACCCCCCACCCCUCAGGUGCAGUUCUUGGGGGGGGGUGAGAUGUGUGCGUUUUUUAAAAGCAAUGCAAAAAGAAGAAUCCCCGCCCCCACUAAGCCUCUUGAUUCAUCCCAGGUCUAGAAUGCAACUUGGCCGUGAACCUGGUCGGGCAGCAAUUGGCAAGGGAGCUUCUCAUGAAAGGCCUGAAGGGAUUUGUGCACAACAGCAGCCCUGAGAAGCCUCUGGUGAUGUCCUUCCACGGAUCGAGCGGCACGGGGAAAACCUUCGUUGGAUCUCUGCUAGUCCCCCACCUCUUUCGCUCUGGGCUGCGAAGCCCAUAUGUCCACCACUUCACCCCGGUAGUUCAUUUCCCCCAUGCAGAACACAUCGAGCAGUACAAGGUAAGGAAGCUGCCUCUCAGCACCAAGUUGCAGGCUUUGUUUUUCUGUGGCAAAUCAUCACACAGGUCCCUGUUUUUAGAAUGCAGUAGGACACAUGUAGUCUGGAGGCUUCAGUGUAGCCUGACCUAAUAAAAGUAUGUGUAAAAGGCCUUGCAGUUUGCAGUGGUCUUUUUUUCCUUACAUGCUCGUGCUGUUCGUGUAUUGGAUGAGUAUUCUUUUCUCUAUCUUCUCCCAGAACGAUCUGAAGAACUGGAUCCAGGGGAAUCUGACACGCUGUGGCCGAUCACUGUUUAUCUUUGACGAUAUGGACAGGAUGCACCCAGGCUUGGUCGACGUGAUUAUCCCAUUCUUGGGACCUUCCUGGGUUGUGUUUGGAACAAACUACAGGAAAGCCAUCUUCAUUUUUAUUAGGUAGACACUGAUUAAAUAGCAGAUAUAAAAGGCAGGAGGUUGCCUUAUACCAGGGGUCAGCAAACUUUUUCAGCAGGGGGCCAGUCCACUGUCCCUCAGACCUUGUGGGGGCCGGACUGUAUUUUUGGGAGUAUAAUUGAACGAAUUUCUAUGCCCCACAAAUAACCCAGAGAUGCAUUUUAAAUAAAAGGACACAUUCUACUCAUGUAAAAACAUGCUGAUUCCCGGGCCGGAUUUAGAAAGCGAUUGGGCCAGAUCCAGGCCUUAUACUGAGCCAGGCCAUUGACCCAUUUCACUCAGUAAUGCGUACACUGACUGGCAGCAGCUUUCUAGGUUUCCAGUGAAGAGUUCUUUCCCAGCUCUUGCAGGGGAUUGGUCUGCAUGCAAGGCUGGUGCUCUGCCACUGAAAUACAGCCCUUCCAUAUAGGACUUUGUGGGAAAUUACCUAGUAAGGAAUUGCUUACCAUCUGAAACCAAUUCCUCCUUUCCCAUCCGCAAAUUAUAUUUUCUGCCUCAAAGUCAUGAAAGAAAGACCCCAGCUGUAGUGCAGUAAGAGAAUAUUUGAUUUAAUGAUCCCAUAGUGUGUACAGCACCUUCUUUGGAUGCUAAAUGUUUUCAAAAUGUGGUAAACCUAGCUCUGUUGUCUUUGUCUGCCUUCCUGCUCAUUCAGCUAGGCCUGACCCCAGAUGCCUGUCCCAAAGUCCUGCCCUGAUAGCACCAUUGUCUGUGCAUAAACUUCAGUUGAUUUUGCUUUCUUUAAAAUAUUAUUCUAAAUGAAAACAGCCAGCUCUAACAGCAUAAUCCUAUACUUGCCCAUUGUGAAGUAGGACUGUUUGAGUUCAGUGGAGCUUACUUUCAAGUAAGCAGGUUCAAAAUUGUAAUCUCUGGGACUGAUAAGUGCAUAUUUUAUAUUUAUUUAUUAGAAGAUUUCUAUUGUCUUCUGUAGACUACUCAGAGCACCUUAGCACAAAUAACAAAAAAUCAAUUUCAUGAAAACUCUGUUUACCUAUCCAAUUAAGCCCGCCGUUAUAAAAAUGUCUUCAGUAACCAGCAAAAAUGAAAAGUGAGGGAGGUGCCAACCAGACUUCACAGGGGACGACAUGUUCCGUGACCUGGGUGCAGCCACUGAAAAGGCUGACCCUUGACCCACCCAGGUGUGCUUCCAACCUAGGCAGGGCAGAGAAAGGCCUCUCCUGAUCUUGGGGAAGUGGCAAGAUGGUGUAGGGACAAAGAUUGGGAACCUGAGCCCCCACCCCGGAUAUGCUGGACUACAAUUCCCCCCAUCCCUACUGGCCAUGCUGUCUGAGAUUAUUAGGAGUCCAGCAACAUCUGGAGAGCCACAGUUCCCCAAACCUGAUAUAGGAGCAGGUGAUCCAUACAGUAUUGUUGUUAAAGCACUGAAGCACAUCCUUAUGAGUGAAGUGUGUGUUCUCACAAGGCAUCUUUUCUCUUGCAUCCUGUCUUGUUCUCUGAUAGCAAUGCUGGUGGGGAGCAGAUAAACCAAAUUACCUUGGACUUCUGGCGGGCCCAUAAAGACCGUGAGGAGAUCAGCCUCAAGGAUCUGGAAGAAUCAGUUUACAAAGCUGCUUUUGAAAACCCCCAAAGUGAGUAUCAUUUGAGAAACAGGAAACAUAAGAACAGCCUUCUGGAUCAGGUCAGAGACCCAUCUGAUCUACCAUUCUGUUCUCGCCAUGGUCAGCCAGCUGCCACAGUGGGAAGCCCGCAAACAGGACCUUAGUGCAACUCUCCCUGUAUGUGGUUCCCAGUAACUGAUAUUCAAAGACAUACAGGUGCCAACAGUAGAGGCAGAACAUAGCCAUAGUGUCCAAUAGCCUUAUCCUCUAUGAAUUUGUCUUACCCUCUUUUAAAGCCAUCUAAGUUGGUGGCCAUUACUAUAUUUUUGUGGGAAUGAAUUCCAUAGUUUAACAAUAUGAAAAAGGAAAGAAGUGCUAAACUUCCUCCCACACUUCUCCCCUCAACAUACCUGGUUCCCCACAAACUGAGUUUACUUGUAACCUCCAAGCCCCACCAGGAAUUUGUGGAGGCAGAAGUGCUUAGGACCACCUGCCCACAUGGCAUUUUAAAAACUACUGUCAUUUUAUAGUGGUAACCCUUUUGUGGGUGAAAUACCCUUUGCCACAUUCAGUGGCCUUGGGUGAGAGAACCAUGCCCACAGCAAAGGGAACAUUGAGCUUUUCACACAAAAUGUGGGCAGUAAAACUCUUGCUGAGGAAGAAGGAGCCACACAAAGGCACUGUGGCCCCUAUUACCUGGAAGGAAAUAAAAUUGUCCGCCAGAGAUUUAUUUUGCAAAAAACUUAUCUUUCCUCCCCCAGGGGUGGGAUUCAGUGGUCCAGUUCAAACAUAUGUGGUGCACUACUGGCCUCUUCAAGAGUACAGGCCUUUCCACUACUUAAUUCCCUACUUAGAAACUUGAUCUCUCUCUCCUGCAGAUGGAUUUUGGAAGUCUGGGAUAAUCGAUCAGCACCUUAUUGACUUCCUCGUGCCUUUCUUGCCUUUGAAGCAGCACCAUGUGAAACGGUGUGUGGCCAGUGAGCUGACCAGCCUAGACCUAGAGCCACAGCCAGAUGUCAUCCAGGCAGUUGCUGACAGCAUCCCUUACUUUCCAGCAGAGUUGAAAGUGUUCUCAGCCACAGGCUGCAAAACAGUGGCUUCACGGGUCUCUUUCUUCCUUUGA